AUUUAAUACAUACAAUGUUGAAUUCCACAAGCAAACAAUUGCCAAACCAUUUAAAGCUAGCUACUUUUUUCAUAGAGACUAUAUCAAUACUAUUUCAAAGAGAGAGAGAAGCCAAACAAGAAAAGAAACCCGUGAAGGUCUCUCCAACCUUCAACCCCCCAAACCCUUUGAAAUUACUUUGAAAAAGAAUUGAUUGGUGAAGUGGCAGGCUUUAACUUUCUGAACUUGAUUCAAUGGCAGCAAAGGAAGAUCACAUUCAAAUCUUGGUAGGGAGUUGAUAUAGGAUUUUAUGCAAUGAAGUGCUUCUACUACUUCAAGGAGAAAACAAGGAGCAGGGAACAAAAAUCAGCUCCAGAACUGAAAGAACAGAGGAAAUCUGAUUAUUCGGGAGCUGAUAGGGUGAUUCAGUCUUCCUGCUCAGAAAAUUCACCGCGCGGUAUACCCGAAUUGUACGAAGAGAAGGCUCAUAAUUUGCGAGUAUUUACUUUCCAAGAGCUCAGGCAUGCGACAAACGAUUUCAGCAGGCUGCUUAAGAUUGGAGAAGGUGGAUUUGGGAAUGUUUAUAAAGGUUCAAUUAAGCCUGCUGAUGCCAAGGGCGAUCCAAUCGUGGUCGCCAUUAAAAAGCUUAACAAUGAUGGCUUACAGGGUCACAAACAAUGGGUGGCGGAAGUUCAAUUUCUCGGUGUUGUGGAGCACCCAAAUCUUGUCAAACUAAUAGGAUACUGUGCUGUGGAUGGAGAAAGAGGGAUUCAACGACUGCUAGUCUACGAAUAUAUGCCAAACAGAAGUUUGGAAGACCAUCUAUUUAACAAGGCAUACCCAGCUAUUCCUUGGGAGACAAGAUUGCAGAUAACACUUGGAGCAGCUGAAGGAUUAGUUUAUCUUCAUGAAGGAUUGGAAAUUCAGGUAAUAUAUCGAGAUCUUAAAUGCGCGAAUGUGUUACUGGAUGAGAAUUUUAAACCAAAGCUUUCUGACUUUGGGCUUGCAAGGGAGGGGCCAAUGGUUGGCCAUACUCAUGUUUCAACUGCAGUAGUGGGGACAUACGGGUAUGCUGCACCAGAUUACGUUGAGACAGGCCAUCUCACAACUAAGAGUGACGUAUGGAGUUUCGGUGUGGUGCUGUAUGAGAUUCUUACAGGCAGACGGUCGUUGGAGAGAAACCGUCCAAGAACAGAGCAGAGACUCUUAGAAUGGGUGAAACAGUUCCCUCAUGAUGGCAAAAAGUUCGGCUUGAUAAUGGAUAGCCGGCUUGAAAACAAGUAUUCGAUCAGCGCAGCAAGAAAAAUUGCUAGGUUGGCUGAUAGUUGUCUGUCGAAGAGUGCAAAAGAUCGGCCAACAAUGAGUCAGGUAGUAGACACAUUGAAGAAGAUUAUUCAAGAAACAGGAGGAGGAAAUACAUCUGAGAGAAGUCCUGAAUCUGUUGAAAACGAGCAACUUGACUCAGUAAAAAAUCAGAGCCAAUUGGGGGCCUCGGCAUCAUGGAAGAGACGAAUGAAUCACUUGGCCAAACUAGGUGAGCAAGUGGAGAGUGCUAGCAGAAGAAGAUUCAUGAUCAUGCAGAGGGCAAAGGUUACUUGAUGGUGUUUCAUUCAGCUUUGCUGAAUCUUGUUUCAAUGGCAGGGUUGUUUUUGAGGACAGAGGAUUAGAAAACUACUGCAGAAAAGGUGAAAGAGCAUAAGUGAGCUAAAUUGGAUGGCUAUUUUUGUAAAGUUGUUAAUGCCAUCAGACAAUUCUAAUGUAGGUUCUGUAAGAAUCAGCCUUUCCCACGUAUAGGUUAUUUAAUAAUGAAA
Prunus mume (Japanese apricot) is the source of this 1790-nucleotide messenger RNA. Its product is annotated as putative serine/threonine-protein kinase PBL19. The record is from RefSeq and is a predicted model, not a curated record. Lineage: Eukaryota; Viridiplantae; Streptophyta; Magnoliopsida; Rosales; Rosaceae. Gene Ontology annotation, molecular function: ATP binding; protein kinase activity. Gene Ontology annotation, biological process: protein phosphorylation.